UGUUUAUCUUUUGUGUUUUGUUUACAAGCCAAUUUGUGAAAUUUUCACUUCGUGUUGAUUUUAUAGAAGUUUUAAAUUAAUUGUAUUGUAUUAUUUAGUAAAAAUGUCUUCUGAAAGAUGUUUAACAACUAGUAGAGGUGUUGUUGUGUUCUCAAUCUAUGAUUAUUUAAAAGAAAUCAAAAUUAGACCGGCUUUAUGGGAUAAAGAUCAUGUUAAUAGAAUAAAUCGUUUUAUGGACUGGGAUGAUGUAGUUCGCUCAGUGGUGCCCUACUUUGAUGAAUUGCCAACUAAGGAAAAGCAAGAACUUAAUUUGGAAAUGAUGAAGUUAUGGAAAAAUAUCACAAAUUUAUUAAUGAGAACAAUAAAAAUUAAAAAUAGUGGAGAUCCCAAAUAUCGCCCCUAUCGAUAUGCUCAUCAUAUGGAAUUCUAUUUAAACAAUCGAGGUAUAUCUUUAGCUGAAGUUGGCACUCCAGAAGAAUUUAAAGCAAAUGAUGAGAUCGGAAGGAAGCAUAGCGAAAAGAGAAGGAAAUUAAAAGCUAAAAAAGAGAAGAAGAUUUUAAAAAAUAUUGUCGAUCAGGGGGAACAGGAUAAUUGCAAUAAUAUUUUACCCGAUGUCAGCAGCUAUGAUCCCAUGUUAUUUUGUGAAACUACAACCCGAGAUUUCAAUAUAACUGAACACGUAUAUGAUUAUCCUGUUUAUGAUUCAAAUAACUUUGAGUCUGACAACGAAGAAGAAGAGGAAGAUCCCGAUCAAGAUUUUUACGAUUCAAUUAAACCUUUUUUAACAAAACUAGACCGAGCUCAAAUGUUGGAUUUUAAAAUAGAAUUUUUGCAAAUCUUAAAGAAAUAUCAAUCCCAAAAUGCUUAAAUCACACUGAAAGAUUUUUUAUAUAUAUUCGCCAACAAUAUGGCAACAUUGUUUUUCUUUUUGCGCCAUUCUCAGUUCUUAUUUUAUUUUAUUCUGUUUUGUUUUAUUUUAAGUGAAAAGUUGUGCAUU
Lucilia cuprina (Australian sheep blowfly) is the source of this 997-nucleotide messenger RNA. RefSeq lists its product as uncharacterized. Lineage: Eukaryota; Metazoa; Arthropoda; Insecta; Diptera; Calliphoridae. Gene Ontology annotation, molecular function: DNA binding. The coding region runs from base 104 to 868 and encodes 254 amino acids. The transcript is spliced from 3 exons. The record is from RefSeq and is a predicted model, not a curated record.